AUGGAAACGCCGCUGGACUUGUUGAAACUUAACUUGGACGAAAAAGUUUUCGUCAAACUGCGCGGUGCUCGCGAAAUGACCGGCACUUUGCAAGCGUUCGACUCCCACUGCAACAUUGUGCUCUCAAACGCUACAGAAACGAUCUAUGAGUUUCUAGAGGGAGAGCUAAAAUCAAAUACCAAAUCCUCCGAAAUGGUCUUUGUCAGAGGCGACUCAGUGACGCUGAUCACAACUCCGUCAGAGGAAUAA
Lachancea meyersii CBS 8951 is the source of this 249-nucleotide messenger RNA. The record is from the annotation of a GenBank genome assembly. NCBI's taxonomy places the organism in Eukaryota, Fungi, Ascomycota, Saccharomycetes, Saccharomycetales, Saccharomycetaceae.